Molecule: messenger RNA, 357 nt
Organism: Linum tenue
Lineage: Eukaryota; Viridiplantae; Streptophyta; Magnoliopsida; Malpighiales; Linaceae
Source: the annotation of a GenBank genome assembly
AUGCAGGUUUCUCCGCCGCUAAUCGUGGGGAUGGUGAAGUCGGAGCUGACCAGCAAGUACGAUCUGAGCUCGCUUCUGGUACUGGGCUGCGGCGGGGCUCCGCUCGGGAAGGAUGUCGCUGAGAAGUUCAAGGAGAAAUUCCCCAACGUGGACAUCAUCCAGGGAUAUGGGUUGACGGAGAGCGGGGGAGGGGGAACGAGAAUGAUGGAUGCGGAGGAAAUGAAGAACUACGGGUCGGCGGGUCGGAUCUCGGAGAAUCUGGAGGCCAAGGUUGUGGAUCCGGAAACAGGGGAGGCUCUGGGUCCUGGCCAGAGAGGGGAGCUUUGGUUGAGAGGCCCAGUUAUCAUGAAAGGUUAG